Messenger RNA from Fomitopsis serialis, 1111 nucleotides. RefSeq lists its product as uncharacterized. The coding region runs from base 113 to 1012 and encodes 299 amino acids. The record is from RefSeq and is a predicted model, not a curated record. Lineage: Eukaryota; Fungi; Basidiomycota; Agaricomycetes; Polyporales; Fomitopsidaceae. The transcript has a single exon.
CCAUUGUGGUCUUCUCUCCUAAUUGCGUCAUAACUUAGUAAUUUGUUUCACUCCUGAUUGACCUUGCGCUAAAGAAGGGUCAACAUAUGUAGGCUACUCAAGCUAGGCCUCCAUGCCGAAGAAGAAACGCUCUAAGAAGCAAGUUCCGACGCAAUCCACGCGGGAUGCUGUGAUACCUCAAGAAUGGAGACUUCCCGCGGAACUCUUCACCAUGAUACUCAAGGAAGUCAACUCCCCGCUCGCUCUAGCCAAUGCGGGUUGCGUAUGUCAUGCCUUCCGGACAGAGGUAGAACCGCGCUUGUACCGCGAAAUCCACGUCUCCCUCGGGGUUCCUCGCCAACUUCGCAGCCUCCAGUGUGCGCUGGCCUCAUCGCCUCACCGCGCAUCCCUCGUCCACAUUCUUCGAGUUGAUGACGACAGGCAUGCGAAGUCCGGUUGUGCAACGUUCAACAAGAUUCUGCCGGAGCUCGUAAACCUCACGGACCUUCAACUCAACGUGGAGUACUGCUGUACGCAGCCGACUCUAUAUAACAGCAUUCUUUGUACUCUCAACAAAUGUCCUUUCAGCUUGACGUCCUUCGCGUGUCACACGACGCACAACAAGGAGCUCAAGCAAUUCUUGGACAAGCAGACGCAGAUCGAAUCCUUGGUCGCGAGACACGGCCACAUCCUUGACAUGGUCGAAUGGGUAUUAUCGAACGACGCCCUCCCGAACCUGAGGUGGCUGCACACAUAUGACAGCUUCUUUGUCCGUAACAUGCAGGCGGACCGCCGGAAGAUCGCCCACCUUGACUGGUCCCUCGGUCACACGUACUCCGGCUCGAUGAUCCACGCCUUAAGCGACCAGAUCGUUGAAUUCGCUUACCGCAGGACCUUCGUGUGCAGCUCUGACUACAUCAGCCACCCCACUGCCCUGUUCCGAGACCACGAGCUCCCUCAUCUCAAGCACCUCAAGGUAGUCGAUCAAAUAGAGGAAGUGAGCAAUCCCGUCAUAUACCAGUUCCACGACUAAUCAAAAGCACCUCGUCCCAGCCUAUGCCGUGGUUCCCCGGGCUCAGCCACGUAGAAUACAUGACACGCCAGCCCCUUACUCUCGAGACGUUCACAUGGG